Messenger RNA from Aspergillus caelatus, 1197 nucleotides. Its product is annotated as putative heme/steroid binding domain protein. Lineage: Eukaryota; Fungi; Ascomycota; Eurotiomycetes; Eurotiales; Aspergillaceae. Bases 214 to 960 code for a protein of 248 amino acids. Gene Ontology annotation, cellular component: membrane; endomembrane system. The transcript has 2 exons. The record is from RefSeq and is a predicted model, not a curated record.
ACCCGAUAGAUUAAUAUAGCAUACAGAACAAGUGUCACGUUGUCAUCUCACCACCCGAAACAGAAGCGGAGAAUCAACGGAAAUUACCCUUUCCUCGACAGGACUACACUCCUCACUCAUAAACUCCCCAAACCCAACCUAACCGCAACUUCCAUGACACCUUAACCUAAACCAAAGUAAGCUCUACACUACGAAAAAAGUGAAAAAGCGACCAUGUCCUCCCUCCGCCAGCGACAGGUCCCCGCCGGCGCCGGCGCCAACGAACCAUCUACAUCCAAACCGACCACCCAAAAGAGCAAAUCUCGCAAUGAGAAAAAUGGCCUCAGUGUCCUUGAUAUUAUCCGUGUGGUGGUCACACUGAUCGUCGCAUCAUGCGGCUUAUCUUACUACAUGACGUCGACGGAGUCCGUGCUAUGGGGCUACAGGCCGUGGUUCACUAGAUGGCCGGUGUUGGUCCGGUACUUGCAAGGACCUCUGAGCCUCACGCCCGAGCAACUCGCCCUCUACAACGGGUCCGACUCGACCCUCCCCAUCUACCUCGCCAUCAAUGGCUCCGUGUUCGACGUCUCCGCGAACCCGCUCGUGUACGGAGCGGGCGGACACUACAAUUUCUUCACGGGGAAGGAUGCCACGCGCGCGUUCGUCACGGGCUGUUUCCAGGAGGACCAAACGCAUGAUCUGCGGGGGGUUGAGGAGAUGUUCAUGCCGGUUGAUGAGGAGGCGGAGCUGAAGACGCUGAGUAGUGGGGAGAAGAAGAUCCGGCGGGAGCAGGAUCGGCGGCUUGCCCGGACAAGUGUGCAGAAGCAGGUGCAGCACUGGGAGAAUUUCUUCCGGAAUCAUAAGAAGUAUUUUGAGGUUGGGAAGGUUGUUGGGUUGGAGGUGCCGGAGGAGCAGAGGGAGCUUUGUCAGUCGGCUAAGCAGCAGAGACCUAAGAGGAGCAGUUUGAAGAAGGGCAAUUAGGGGAAAUUUGAGGGAGUUUGAUUGAUAGGUUUGUAUGUAUAUAUCUGGGCGUGUUUUUUAUCUGUCGGUCAUCGCGUGUGCUACGUAGGGUACUCUGCUCUUCUUAUCUGUCGGCUUUCCUACUUGUCGUUCCCCGCAUGCGUUUCUUAAACUGUAGAUGGUUGCGGUUGUUUGCGAGGGUCGUUCCUUUGUCGAUUUUAUCAAGGAAUUUACGUGAUACGUCCAGUAACGGAAAAC